Nematocida ausubeli is the source of this 522-nucleotide messenger RNA. RefSeq lists its product as uncharacterized. Lineage: Eukaryota; Fungi; Microsporidia. The transcript has a single exon. Bases 1 to 522 code for a protein of 173 amino acids. The record is from RefSeq and is a predicted model, not a curated record.
AUGAAGUAUCUAGAGCUAGAGUCAACAACCACAGGCAUAGCAGGGGAUAUAAUAGAAAUAAAAGAAAAUGCGCCCGGAUUGAACAUUCUCUUUGAAACAUAUUCCCUGAAAAUGACCAGACAAGAAAGAAAAACCAGCAGGUCUGGAAAGUAUAAAAGUCUGUCCCUUAUGGUGACAGCAGCCCUGAAUCUGCUAUUUGUGGAUUAUGAUGUCAGAAUAACCUAUAAGGAUCUGAAAAUAAUCUCAAAAGAAGAGUGCAAGGCAGACCUAACAAAUAAGCUAUUCACAAUUGGGCUUACAAAGAGCUACCAAGAGAUGGCAGGCUGGGUUGAAAGUGUUUUCAGAACAAUCCAAGAGUGUGCAGGCUCUGAUGCAGACAUAAUUAAAGUAGAAACAAGGAAAGGGCCUUUUGCACAGUGCCAUUGGAGCGAGUGCCUUGCAGUCCAUGGGAGGUCUCUUAAAAGGGUUGUUCUAUUUGUGGUUUUGUAUUCAAACCACUUGAACUCUCCAAUUCUUCUUUAA